This is a messenger RNA of Neurospora tetraspora, 3829 nucleotides long. Its product is annotated as Sodium/calcium exchanger protein-domain-containing protein. Gene Ontology annotation, cellular component: endomembrane system; membrane. Gene Ontology annotation, biological process: intracellular calcium ion homeostasis; calcium ion transmembrane transport. The transcript is spliced from 3 exons. Gene Ontology annotation, molecular function: calcium:proton antiporter activity. Bases 233 to 3694 code for a protein of 1153 amino acids. NCBI's taxonomy places the organism in Eukaryota, Fungi, Ascomycota, Sordariomycetes, Sordariales, Sordariaceae. The record is from RefSeq and is a predicted model, not a curated record.
ACGCUGCGACAGAUACUCGCCAUAUCUACCUACGGCUUCCGCUGAACACCUCGAGGUCGGAUCCUUCUCUUUCGAAAAAAGGACGGAGGGAAUCAGCAUCCACAACACCACUACACCACAACCCUACGUGCAUCGCUUGAUCCUGGUAUACUUCCUAGCACCACAAAAAACAACGCCCCAUUGCUGUUGAUCACCAUCCAUUGGCAUUGCUAUCCACACACAACCCCUCACCAUGGGUCCUCCCUCCCAUACGGGCGACGAAGACCGUCCCGAUCCGUCCCCCACCAACACGCGCCGUAGUUCGCGCCUGGAUCCCAUCAACACCACCGGAGCCCGACAUGACGAUGCCGGCAUGAACCCUCCGGAUACCAGCUUCCACUCCACCGACAUUGUGCGGAGGUUGCCAGACCCUACAGGCCCUGCUGGUGCCGUUCACAGCCCUACCGCCGCCAGCAUGGCCAAUGCCGAGGGCGCGCCCUCUAUCACUGCCUCCGAGCGUGAACGUACCGUUUCCCGAGCAUCCCAAACCGGCAUCCCUCGUUCUCCCAUGGUAGGUCCCGAUCGCGGACGACCACGACCUCGCAAGCCCCCAAUGACACGACGCACUUCGUCCAACGUCCAGGCCCCCCAUCGAGGCGAGGUCUUCUCCGUCGAUGACGACAUAACCGAAGUCGAGGCUGAUGCUGCUGAGCGCCAGAAGAGCUACAGUGGCUCUACAGCCCGCAGGCGACUCCCACCUCCUGCUCCCUUGUCCCGAGUACACUCGAUUCUAGACGAAGAUGGAGCAAACGAUAGCCGCGAUCGAGAUCCCCCGGACGUCAUUGAAGAAGUCGACACUCCGGCCCCGGAAGAGGAAGUCAAUCUGCCUCCUCCAGCCGAAGAAGAUAGCGCCGAGGGUGAGACCCCGGUCGAGGACGACGAUGGCGAUAUCAGUGACGCCGAAAGCUUCACACUGAAGGACCGCCAGCAGGCAAUAAACGAAACACACCCCUUCGGCAUCAGGCUAUGGAAACCAGCCUUGUACAAAAAACACCGUUCGGUCCAAAAGACGGCCGAGGGAGAUAUCCACUCGUCACCUGGAGGACACGUCAGUCGAUGGCUGCUGUUCUUUAACAUCAUGUGGACCUUGGCCUUUGGCUGGUGGAUGUCCCUCAUCGCUUAUACGGGCGCCAUUGUCUGCUUCGUCUUUGCCGCCGCUCCUAGUGGUCGAGAGUACGGACGAGUCCUCUGGGGUCUUGGUGGCUACCUGUUCUAUCCAUUCGGCAAGUUCAUCCGCUUGGAGCAACAGGAUGGCUAUCUGGACGAGGACCAGGGCGAAGGCAGAAGCAUCAGCGAGUACGAGCAGUGGCAGAGUGGUGACCUCGAGGAUGGUCGCCUAUUCUUUGGCCCCGAGCGAGACCGGUCGAUUAUUGGUCACUCCCGCCGGAGUCUGGACUCGGAACCGGACGAGACGGAGAGCCUGCUCGGCCGCGGUCGUGGCCAUGUUUCCGAUUCUGACCUUCCUCGUAUGAAGAGAAGACUGUUCGGCCGUGGUCAAUGGAAUGUUGGGCGAGUCAUCUACUUCCUUUUCUUCUACACCAUGAUUAUGCCCUCGCUCUUCAUUGUGUCGGCAAUCUGCUGGUUCCUGGUGUUCUGGAUUCCCAUGGGCAAGGUCACCAUGCUUCUCAUCGACCAUCUUCGACGCCAUCCGCUGGCCCUGUGGUUCGAAUCCGAUAUUUCGACUGCCCGGGCCUCCACCACGCCGCACUCUUCCAUCCUCAUUUGCACGUAUCGUGCUGUCGGUAUAAAGUACUGGAAGUAUACCAUCGACGGAACCAACAUUUUCCUGGUCAACCUGAUGGCUAUCGUCAUGUUUGUCAUCUUUGACUGGAUUGUCCUUGAAGGAAUUUUGGAGAUCCACAACUUCCUUACCUCGCCCGCCUUUUUGUUCGUCGCCGGCCUUUUCUCCAUCAUCCCCCUUGCCUACUUCAUUGGUCAAGCUGUUGCUUCCAUCUCCGCACAGUCGUCGAUGGGCUUCGGUGCUGCCAUCAAUGCAUUCUUCUCUACCAUUGUGGAGGUGUUUCUCUACUGCGUUGCUCUGCAGCAGGGUAAAGCACAGCUGGUCGAAGGAAGCAUUGUGGGGAGUAUCUUCGCCGGUAUUCUUUUCCUUCCGGGUAUCUCCAUGUGCUGCGGCGCCAUUAAGCGCAAGACACAACGCUUCAACGCCAAAUCAGCCGGUGUGACAUCGACCAUGCUGCUAUUCGCGGUCAUUGGCGCCUUUGGUCCGACUUUGUUCUACCAAAUUUACGGAACCCACGAGCUUACCUGCCAGGAUUGUAUUAACUUUGAUCAUCCCAGGGGCUCAGUAAGAGAUUGCCGUCGUUGUUACUUCUCGCAGACCCCUGCUAUGAAUGACCGCUUUUAUCUGGAGGCAGUCCGUCCCUACUGCUACAUCGCCGCUGGCCUGCUGUUCUUGUCGUAUAUCAUUGGUCUUUGGUUUACUCUUCGCACCCAUGCCGCCGUUAUCUGGAAUACCGAUGCGGAUGAGAAGAAGCAUGAGGAUAACACAGCUCGCAACAGUGCCCGACCUUCGACGGUGCAGCAUACCUCGCUCGGUGACACCACAGGUGCUGACGUUCGUGACUCGCAUCUCUACAAGCGCAUUCUCGGCCAAUCCCUUCGCCAAGUCGGUCACCAGGGCCCCUCGGACGAGCCGCAACGGCCAGGUUCGUCUGUCUCAGGAGGGGCCAAGACUAACGGCACUCCCCAUAUGGUCCCUCCCAAAUCGACUGGAUACGGUGCCACCGACAGUCAACAUGCGGCCACCAUCCUUAACAUACCCGGCUUCUCUGAUGCCGAGAAUAACAAUCUCGUGCACCAGGUCGCUGAAAUUGCAGCUACCGCCGCCACCGUGGCAGCCAGGAACUAUUCCAGCCAAAGACGUACUUCGCACCUCGGAGGCUCUUCGAUAACAGGUCAGCAACAGUCGGCCCCGGGAAGCCGCCGCGGCUUGAUCCGUACCGCAACUUUCCCGGAUGCCGAUGAGGCUGGCGGCGAGUCUACUACUGCUGCACACGCAGGAGGUGGUCACGAUGCACCCAAUUGGAGCCGGCUCAAGAGUUCUAUCAUUCUCAUGGGAGCCACCGUUCUCUAUGCUGUCAUUGCCGAGAUUCUGGUGGACACUGUGGAUGUGGUUCUUGAAAGCUUUGAGAUUGACGAGAAGUUCCUCGGCAUUACGCUGUUUGCCCUUGUUCCCAACACCACUGAGUUCUUGAACGCCAUCUCCUUUGCUAUGAAUGGCAACAUUGCGCUCUCCAUGGAAAUCGGUUCAGCAUAUGCCCUGCAAGUCUGCCUGUUGCAAAUUCCGGCACUCGUGCUAUUCUCCGCCAUCUAUCCUCCGGAUGUACCGGUCGCAGAUAUGGCACGCUAUACCUUUAGCCUCCUCUUCCCACAGUGGGAUAUGGUCACAGUCAUCCUGUGCGUCUUCCUUUUGAGCUACAUGUACGGCGAAGGGAAGAGCAACUACUUCAAGGGCAGUAUCUUGCUUCUGAGCUACCUUGUCGUUGUUAUUGGCUACUACUUCAGCGGCUACAGCACCGGACUCGAGAAAUCUAAUGCUGGCAUCAGCCGCUUCGACACCCUUGGUGAUGACGGACAGUACAUGAGCUACAGCUUUAAGACUGUUGGGCGAGGUACUGGUGGUGUCGCUUACUGAACGAUUACUGGACACCGAGUGUCUCAUUUUGUUUUGAUUUCACGAUCAAUACCCUGGGGAGCAUUGGCCGCCAACAGUUGAAGUCAGCACAGUUAAAAGUUUUGGAGGCGGUCUUUGGGCGACCAUGACUGUAUA